UACUGAUCUGCUUAAUUACAUAGACAAACCCGUAAUAAUUAAAAUAACGGGCGCACUUGGAUAAUGACAACAGCUGCAAAAGCAGUCCGGCAAAUUUUUAAUUCAUUGACAGCAUCAGAUCGUACAAAUACAUAACUACAGUAAAACUAGUCCUCCAGUAAAACCAGUAAUCUAGCUCGGUCAUUUUGGAAAAAUCAGAUCAACAAAACCCACCUAAAAUAUAACUUAUAAAUAUCUUCUCUGGUCAGCGAAUGCGUUUAAAUGGAAUGGCACAAUUUUGCCUCGGAGAUUUGCAAAGCACCAGAACUGUCUACCUCGCUCGCAUUCAGAGGGCCGCCCAACCUUUAAACCAUUACGUCAGCCACAAGAGAAGACGCGUGCAAACGCGCACGCACCCCAUUCUCAUAACUCUAUAUCCCAGAUAUACUUGCUGUACGAUAAAACUACAAGCCCCAAUGACCACAACAGGUGAGCUUGCGCAUAUAGCAAAGCCAGCGAAAAAACUACAAACAGCUGGAAUCUGAUAGGAUGCUUUGUAAGAACUACAAGUUCCAAUAGACCUGCGUCCUGCCAUAUCCAUAGCCAUUUAAAUCUACGUGCAAAAUGGCUGCGCAGGUCGGUUUGGUUCGUGUAAAAGUACAAGAAAAGGUGAGAGACAGCCUGGAUAAAACAACCAAAGAGAAGAAAAAGAAGAAAAAAAGAGAAUGCUCCCCCUCGGUCGACAAGAGGUUCGAGAAAGAGGCAAAGAAAGUUAAGUUCCAUCACCAUCUCAACCAUCAACAUGUUCAACAACGAAUACAGCAGCCGCAUCAACAACAGCAGAAUUCCCAGCCCCGUACCUUUAGUUCGGACCAGGCUGCUCUGCAACGUCACCAUCACCACAACAGCACCAAGAAAGACUCCUUACUCGCAGGUCACCCCAAAAAGGUGGCUCCGUCGCAACUCGAGCAGAAGCCGUUGCCUCCAGUCCUGCCCCCAGUGCCGCCCGGACUGUUCACUUUCACUCCCCUCAAAGUGGCCAAGGCCAAGAGCCACAACAACAAGGAGAAACACUGCGAUAAAGAAAUAAAACUCAAGCCCAAAAAGGAAAACGCAGAGGCCAACGUGAAAGCUGGACUGAGCAAGAAAAAGAAAGAGGCCCGUGAUGAGAAUGGUAAGACACAGUUGGUGGACGAGUACCUCCUGAAGAAGAAGAAGAAGAAGAGGAAACAUCGGGAAGAUGAGCGCGGCAAGAGGCUCAAGAUGUCCCACAAGGAGGUGCAGACCUCGUGCUCCGGCCUCGGCGAGGACUGCCCCCCCACCGCGCCCCCAGGCGACCCCGCCCCGGCCUGCCCGAAGGACGAGUGGGACUGGGACGAGCGGCGCGCCUCCGGGGGGGCACGCUCGCGCUCCCGCUUCCUGUCCCACCAGGACCACUUCAUCCGCAGCAGCUUCCUCCAGACGGGCUCCCGCUACGGCCAGCUGAUCCACGAGGAGCGGCAGGCCAACGGCGGGGCGGCCGUGCUGCACGCGUACGCCGACGAGCUGGCGCCGCUGGCGCCCACCGAGGCCGAGCGCUUCGCCCAGGAGUUCCUGCGGCUGGCCUUCGACGAGAGCCCCCGCGGCGCCGCCCGCUACGCGCUGGCCGUGGUGCACGGGGCCGCCGCCUACCUGCCCGACUUCCUCGACUACUUCGCCUUCAACUUCCCCAGCACGCCCGUCAAGAUGGAGAUCCUGGGCAAGAAGGACAUCGAGACCACCACCAUCGCCAACUUCCACUCUCAGGUGAAUCGGACCUACUGCUCCGGGACGUACCGGGCUGGACCCAUGAGGCAGAUCAGCCUGGUCGGGGCCGUGGAUGAGGAAGUGGGCGAUUAUUUCCCAGAAUUCCUGGACAUGCUGGAGGAAUCUCCAUUUCUCAAGAUGACCCUUCCCUGGGGCAGCCUGUCCAGCCUGAAGCUGGAGUGCCGCUCCCAAAGCGAUGACGGGCCCAUCAUGUGGGUGCGGCCGGGCGAGCAGAUGGUGCCCACCGCAGACAUGCCCAAGUCCCCUUUCAAACGGCGCAGGUCCAUGAACGAGAUUAAGAACCUGCACUACCUGCCCAGGACCAGCGAGCCGCGGGAGGUCCUGUUUGAGGACCGGACGAGGGCGCACGCCGACCACGUGGGCCAGAGCUUCGACUGGCAGAGCACCGCGGCCGUGGGCGUGCUGAAGGCCGUGCAGUUCGGAGAGUGGUGCGACCGACCCCGGAUAACCAAAGACGUGGUCUGCUUCCACGCGGAGGACUUCGGCGACGUGGUCCAGAGGCUUCGGCUGGACCUGUACGAGCCUCCCGUGUCCCAGUGUGUCCAGUGGGUGGACGAUGCCAAACUGAACCAGCUGCGGCGGGAGGGAAUCCGCUACGCGCGUGUGCAGCUGUGCGACGACGACGUCUACUUCAUCCCCCGCAACGUCAUCCACCAGUUCAAGACGGUGUCGGCCGUCUGCAGCCUGGCCUGGCACAUCCGGCUCAAGCAGUACCACUCCGCCGAGGAGCCCGCCCACGACGCCCCGAGCUCCGCCCAGGACUCCGCCCACCCCGACACCAAAGCGCCCCCCUGCCCCCAGACGCGGGCGGAGACCGCCCCCCCGGCGGGAGAUGCGAAGGCGGAGGAGGAGGGGGUUUUCCAGAGGCCCGUCACUCCUCCCUGGCAGCUGCAGUCCUCCACGUCCCACCCGGCUAGACCCGCCCCCUUCCCAGCUCCCCACAAAGAGCCUGUCCCAAGCCCCGCCCCUUCUGACCCGGCCCCGCCCUCCUCGGCACACGCACAUUCGCUGGUCCUCUCCCAGCCGGGCCAAGGCUCCCCUCCAUGUUGCGACCCUCAAUACCGGCCAACAGAUCCACCCAAAUAACAACCUCUUCUUAAUGUGUGUGCUUUUAACUUUAAAGGGAUGGGUGGGCACUUAUCUAAAGACAAAGGUCUGAACAUGACUGACAUUCCACAAUGUCAAAAAUAAAAUGUGGACCGUUCUUCUCAAUAUGUACAGAUUAUGUGUGCGUGUGCGUAUGUGCGCGCGUGUGCGUGUAACCUCUUUUUUAAUUUAUUUAUAAAGCAGUUUGAUUUUGAGAUGGCCCCUGAAGAAAUUUAGCUUCAUUUUGACCAAAGUGUGGUAUUUUAAUGAGCUCUUUACCGAGAUGUUAGUGUUUCAGUUUUGUAUUCAUUAUUGUGUUUUCCAGAAAUCUGUCUGGUGAAGUCUCGUGUUAUUCUGCUUUCCCAGUUCUGCCCUGUUUCAUGAAGAUUAUUUAAUUGGUUUUACAGAAGAAGUGCCUGCCGCAUAUCAGAAACAGCAGCUGUCGCUCGGCUGAUGACUAUGUGAAGUCUUGUAACUUUGCAACGUGCAAAUUAUUUUCUGAAACCUCGGUGGAGAAAACAAUUGGUUUGAAAUUCAAACCCAUGUCUGCGGCCCCUUAUUUUCCAGCUCCUGCGAGUGCAUUUCAGAUUUGCUGUCACUGAUGUGCAAAUAAGGCUCUAGGUUUGUGUCCAUUAUUUUGAGUGCAGGGGGAAAACCGUUGGUGUUUUAUUCACAGUACGAAAUAAAAACAGGAAGUAUUUCAAAGUCUUUCCACAUCUCCGUUGUCAGAUCUUCUGUAAUAAUCAAGGUGUUCUUACUCAAAGGGAAGAACUCCCCUGUGGAGCCAUUGGUGGCCAUGACAGAAAUGCAGCUACUAAAAUUCUGUUUCCAAACAUGUGUCUGUCCCCUGUUCUGUGCAAAUUUCAGGGUAAAUAUCUAGGAUGGUGCGAAUCUCUCAGGAAAUGUUUUGUUUGCCACCUUUCCAGAGGAAUGAGUUUCUCUCUUUAAAAGGGGGAGACGUCCCCUCUAGUGUAAAAAUCAGUGGGGUUUGGAAAAGGGCAAAUGUCCUCAAUAGUGACUGAAUAGAAUUUCAAUGAUAUUUGUACCUUUUUUCAAGGCUGCAAACCUGACCUGUGCCUACAAAUAAGAUCAAAUUGGUUUCCCACUUAUGUUAUGCAGCUCUUGUAUUUUCUGGUUUGGGAGGCUUGUCUCUAGGGAAGAUCUCCUAACAUAGAGAAAUCCAUUGUCAUUGGCUAUGACCCUUUAUGACCACUUUAUGGCUUGCUAUGUAUUAAUGUUGUUAUUAAUGCCAGACUAUUGACCACUAUUCACAGGAUUUGGCAGUUUUCUGUUCUGUAAAUGCAGAAGAAGGCAGAUUGAUCUUACUGAUUAAAUUGAAAAGUUACAUGAAAAAUGACACAGGUUUAAAAGAUUAUUUAGACUAAAUUAUAUUUAUUGGGCGAUGCAUUGGCCUGAAGAGUGCGGAUAGUUGCAGCUUGUCCCUAUACCCUGUGUGGUUCCGGAGAUGCUUGCAAGUGUAUUAAUUUAUUUGUUUUCAAUAUGGCACAGAUUCUGUCAAUUGACUGAUCUUUAUAGAGCAUAGACCAGCUAAUAUAUUGCACUCAGUGAAAAAAUGAGCUAUCCAGGUGAUUUAAAGAUCAGUAAAUCUGGUCAGCAUUGAUCCAAGAGAAAAACACACACACAUAGUUGCGAUAAUAUUCGGGUCAGCUGGCUGUGCAUUGUGAUGUGUAAAUUGUGUUCCUUGGAACAGUAUUGAGCAGGCACGGAAGGGGACGUUGAGUGGCCGUCCCAAGUACUUCUCAUGGGCAAAGACUUUCAGGGGUUACGAGAAAAAAAACCCCCUCACUCUUUUUGGCCGAAGUGUUUUUAUCGGUAUGUUCCUCUUACAUUUCACAAGCUUUUGAGAUGUAGAUGGCACAAAGUCCUGACUGCUCCCAGGCACCCUUGUCCUAUUUGGCCUUGUUUUUAUUUAUACAGUUUUCUUAUAGAGAACUUUUUCUUUCCUCAGAUCCAAAUUUUGUUUGCAUUAUUCUUAUUUUAAAUUUUUACUAUAUGACCACGGGGAAGAUGGUGAAGGAUUUUGAGAGUACAAAGAAUGUUUUGCACAAUAUCCGGAAGGUUAUAUAAAAAGAGGCAUUUGUUAAGGCUGGUGUAACAAUAGAAGAUGUAAGCACGUCUUCAGAUGGAUAAAUAGGAUGAUGAAUCCUAUCAAGGUAAAAGGAAGUCCUGUCUUUGUUAAGACCAUCUUUGUCUGUGAAAAAUUGCUGUUAUUGUAUUUGGCAGGAAAAUCUUUGUUUUGCUUGUGAUUAUUGAUAUGAAUAUUAAUUUUCCUGCAUUGAUUCAGCCAAUUGUGAAAAUGUAAUAUUGUUAGAAAGAUAUGUGCACUUAAAUUAUGCUUUUUUUUAGUGUUUUGAUCAAAAUCCAUGCCCAUAAUUGUUUAUAUGAUGAAAAUGUUUUUAUAAUAUUGAAGAGUAAAACAAUAGUUUUGGAGUGCAAUGUGGUAGCCGCUGUUUUGAGUCUAGUUAUGUAUCUAGGUAACGCAUUUCACCCGAUGUGCUACUUUUGGAGGCGAAAUUGCAUUGAAAGGGAUAAAACUGAUAAACUGGCUUGUGACACAAGGAACACAGUGCUUGUUUAGUCUCGUUCACCAGGACUGAGCUGAACUGAACUUCAAGCUGAUCAUUCAAAGAACAUCCUCUUCGGUCCUUUCAACUGAACGUCAAAGUUUGGUGUAUCUUCCUACAGAGAAAUUUUUUUUGGGUUUAGCUCUUUAUUUGGAAUUGAUUAGAAGACUGUAGCAAGAUAAAAUAUGCACCCAAUUAAGAAUGUAGAAUUCAACACCAGCAAAACAUCUGAAUUUAAACGGUCCCGUUGUUUGCACCUUGGUGUUGGUGAAAUCCAAAAUUGACUAAAUGAACCCUGUGCUUGUGCCACUGAAAUGAGUGCCUCUCGAGAGUGCCUUUUAGCCAGUCUCGUACAUUCACAUUCACCUCUACCUGUGCUUUUGUUUUAAUGUGACACAUCCCAACAGUUCAGCUGUCACUCUGCUGGGACUGACCUGUGAUGCCAUAUGAUGUCAUUGUCUUGAGGCCAUUACAUCUCAGGUCACAGGCCAGUUAUCUGGUGUUCUACCAUGGCAGUAAUCAUCUGGGCCUUGCCCGUUUCAUGGUCGUUUUGGUGGGCAGAAAAAGCAACACUUUGUACUUUGUGGGCUUUAAAAAAGUUCAAGUUCAGUGUGUAUAAAUUAUCUUCACGCAUCUUUUGUGUAGGACUGGCUCUGAUCAGUUUUCCAGAAAAUUACGAUAUUUUAAAUAGAUUCAAAUGGUUAGCAUUUAGCAAAGUGAAUUUCUAGGUCCAUUAUAGGUUUGAAAAAUAAAUUGGCAGCUAAUUUUACUGUGUUUUGUUCUUUUUGUUUUUCUUACGUUUUUGAUUGUACUCUUUGUCUUAGGAAAGUUUGCCUGGGGAUCGAGGCAUGCUUUGUGUAACUGUAAUAUCACUAGUAGCUCUCGUUGAUGUCUAUAUUGAGGACUCUCUUUCUCGUGACCUUUUUAAAAACAUAAUUAUAAAUAUGUUGGUAUGACCAGAUCAUUGAGAUUGAGAUCAUUUCUUUUGGUAAAUAUAAUCAUUUACGUUUAUUAGAUCUCCAUAAACAGUGUGGAUCUUUUCAACUGUAUGAUUGUGUAAACACAAUGGAAUGCAUAGACUUUUUCUUGUAUUUUUCUAAAUAAAUCAUUUUAAAAUGGUUA
Messenger RNA from Anguilla anguilla (European eel), 6578 nucleotides. RefSeq names its product lysine-specific demethylase 9-like. Lineage: Eukaryota; Metazoa; Chordata; Actinopteri; Anguilliformes; Anguillidae. Gene Ontology annotation, cellular component: nucleus. The record is from RefSeq and is a predicted model, not a curated record.